Messenger RNA from Tricharina praecox, 2558 nucleotides. RefSeq lists its product as uncharacterized. The record is from RefSeq and is a predicted model, not a curated record. Bases 275 to 2077 code for a protein of 600 amino acids. NCBI's taxonomy places the organism in Eukaryota, Fungi, Ascomycota, Pezizomycetes, Pezizales, Pyronemataceae. The transcript has 2 exons.
CCUCCACCUCCACCUCCACCUCCUCCUCCCACCCCCGUCUCCUUGCGGCCAAGUCUGCUACCUGCUAUAAGAACUGAGGGGGGGCGCUUUACCCGCAGUCUCGCUUUUCUUUUCGGUCCUGCUUUCCAACCGUACCACCCGCCGGAGUUUUAUGGAACUCUCAAAAUUGGCAGCAUCGUGUUCAGCAUUCUGUGACUGGGAGCGUUUCCGGGAAGAUUUCGGAAGAUAAUCGGACAGUCUCAUUUUUUUCUCUCGACGAUUCGAUUCAGCAAUCAUGGAGGGUUUCAACCAUUCUCACCACCAAACAACUGCUGCUCGUGUGGAUAGUCGGAGAUCCACACCAAAACUAUCCCCAAUGGUCCUCAACUUCGACGAGCACAUGAAGGCGUAUUCGAAAGCCGAUCAGUACGACAGCAAACCAAAUUCCCCAGCUUUCUUUGGGCUCGAUGGCUUCGAGCUAUCGGGAUUCUACCGUCCACCCGUGUGGACCGGGGCGGGCAAUGCCGCCGACGGUUUGCUAGGUUGCCAGGCCCCGGCCGCUGACGGUCUCGACCUCGAUCCAUUCACACUACAUCCCCAUCCUCGCGAGCCUACCCUUCAGGAACACGAGGAAGGACAACAGCAACAACUACUACUACAACAACAACAGCUACUACAACUACAGCUACAAACAUCACCCGAAUCAGCACCUCUAGCAAAGGGGAAAACUCCUGCUCGUGGCAUCCCGCGCUUCCCACCCGAGAUCCACAAUGAAAUCCUUACCCAUGUCCUCGAAUCGACCGAGAACACGAACUGCAGCUACUGCCACCUGUUCGAGCUGUCGACGCUCAGCCAGGUGUCGCGCCUCUACCACAUGAUGGUGCAGCCGUACCUCUACGACACGCUGCACCUCGACUUCACCUCCUCGAUCGACAGCAACCUAUCGCUGAUCCACCACGACGAUCAGCGACACAUCUGCGCCGCGCACCUCAAGCUAGCGUCGAAGCAUCUGCAGCUUGAACAGCGCGUCCCGCUGCUCGUGCGCACGCUAACCUCGCGACCGGACAUCGCCUCGCGGGUCCGCAAACUGGUGCUUCCAGCCGGCGGAGUGCAGACGUUCCUCACGUGCGCACUGGAGAAGACGCUCCUGCCGGACUUGAUCAGCUGCUGUCCGAACCUGGCAGAGGUCGACGGCGUCGAGAACCUGCUCAUCCGCCAGUUCUUCUCGGGCGAGCACUACUGCUUCGACGGCCAGGACCCGCAGCAGCACGGCGUGCUGGCGAAGGCGCUGCACGAGAAGAAGACGCUGCGCAGAUGGUGCUGGGCGGGCGGAAACGCCGGCGGCAGUCCCCGCGAGUUUUGGAGCCGCAUGUGGGAUCGCCAUCCGGCCAUGGCGGCAACGGACUUCACGGCCAUGCAUAGACACUGGACGCACCUAGAGACGCUCGAGAUCCGCAACGUGUGGAACAUCGACGUGCCGACAAUACAGAAGAUCAUCUCGGGCCUCAAGUGCUUACGGAAAGUGGCUCUGGUGGGAGUACGGAAGAAGCGGACCGGUCGGGGCGACGCGGGAACUAUCCUUGCGGCCCUCGAGAUCCUCCCCAGCUCGGUCAAGGAAGUCGAGCUCGGAAACGUUGCGGAAGAAUCGUUCCUGUCGGCGGUGGGCGAGUGGGUGCGCGUCCGGCACACCAUCAAGGAGUUCAGCAUGCUCGAGGCGCUGAAGGUCACGCACGUGCCGAUCACGCCCGCGACACUAGGCGGGUUCUUGAAGGCCAUCUCGGUGCGCAAGGUGACGGGGUUCAGGAGCAGACUGUCGUACAUCCCGCUGCUGGACUUCACACCGCGCAGCUGCUCGGUCGUGAAGUGUCUCGCGCUCGACAACGUCGGCUUCGAAGACGCAUUUGGAAGUGCGAUGGAUUAUACGGAGGAUGUGGGCAUGGAAUUGUGCGGAUUGGAGGAGCUGGAUUGGCGGAUACGAGGGUUCGAGGAGGGACAUCUAGCGUCAAGGCUGCGGCGCGGGUGCUUUAGAGAUCUGAGACGCCUGGCUGGAGAGGGCUGUGAGGCGGCGGCUGCGGAGAGGGGCAUUGGCUUGGUUUGAGUUUGAGUUUGUGCUUGUGCAUGGGAAUAUCUAGAGUAGAUACUUCUUAGAUGUGCGCGCCUUUUGGCAUGCUUUGUAUCAUUGUUUCGGGAUAUCCACUGGAUUGGGGUUCUUCUUCGUUAUUUUUUGUCCUUUUUUUGGUAGCCUUCUUUACAGAAUUUUUUUCUACUCUUGUGAUAUGUACUGUACCGUAGUCGACUCGUCGUAUAUUACGAUAAAUAUAAACCCAUAACUUACAUUUCCCACCGGUUGAAGGUUCAACGGUGAUCAUACGACACUCGCAGGUUAGAGAUCCACACAACCGCAACGGCCCCCCAUAAGGCCACGGCCCCGGCUGUUCUCAGACCUAUGUACCAGAAUCACACCACACCAGAUAUCCGAGCAGAUGCGUCAAAGCACGGACAUAUGUAUUCAACGGGUCGACAUGGUUAACGCGGGCGGGGUGCGAGCACAGCCCCAUCCCAUCCCAUCCUUCCCAUCC